This is a messenger RNA of Malaclemys terrapin pileata, 2696 nucleotides long. It is a transcript of the gene DDX54, whose product is annotated as DEAD-box helicase 54. The transcript is spliced from 20 exons. The record is from RefSeq and is a predicted model, not a curated record. Gene Ontology annotation, cellular component: nucleus. Bases 36 to 2558 code for a protein of 840 amino acids. Lineage: Eukaryota; Metazoa; Chordata; Testudines; Emydidae. Gene Ontology annotation, molecular function: ATP binding; RNA binding; RNA helicase activity.
CGUCGCGUGCUCUGCCCUCCGCCCGACCCGUAGCCAUGGCGCCGCGUCGCCGCCGGCCCCCUCGGGGCCGCGAGCCCGAGCCCGAGCCGGGCGAGCCCCGCCCGGGGCCUACGGAGGGGAGCCCGGAGCGGCCGCAGGCAUCCAGUAAGAUCUUACCCGCCUUUCCAACGCCUGAUUACUCCUCUGACGUGGAGCCAGACACUAGAGAGAUGGUACGAGCACAGAACAAAAAGAAGAAGAAAUCUGGGGGCUUCCAGUCUAUGGGCUUGAGUUAUCCCAUAUUCAAAGGGGUCAUGAAGAAAGGCUACAAAGUGCCUACGCCAAUCCAGCGAAGGACCAUCCCUGUGAUCCUGGAUGGGAAAGACAUGGUGGCCAUGGCAAGGACCGGCAGUGGGAAGACGGCUUGUUUCCUCAUCCCCAUGUUUGAGAAGCUGAAGGCGCACAGUGCCCAGACGGGAGCACGAGCCCUCAUCCUCUCGCCAACCCGCGAGCUUGCCUUGCAGACUAUGAAAUUCACAAAGGAGCUGGGCAAGUUCACAGGCCUGAAGACUGCGUUGAUUCUGGGAGGAGAGAGGAUGGAAGACCAGUUUGCAGCUCUGCAUGAGAACCCCGAUAUAAUCAUUGGCACCCCGGGGCGCCUGAUGCACGUGGCUGUGGAAAUGAACCUGAAACUGCACAGUGUGGAGUACGUGGUGUUUGACGAAGCUGACAGGCUCUUUGAGAUGGGGUUUGCGGAGCAGCUGCAGGAGAUCAUCGCCCGGCUCCCCGAGAGCCGCCAGACCCUGCUUUUCUCUGCCACGCUCCCCAAACUGCUCGUGGAGUUUGCUCGGGCCGGUCUCACUGAGCCAGUCUUGAUCCGGUUGGACGUGGAGACCAAGCUCAGUGAGCAGCUCAAGCUGGCCUUCUUCCAUGUGCGCGCAGAUGACAAGCCGGCCGUGCUGCUGCACCUGCUGAGGAGCGUGGUGAGGCCGCAGGAUCAGACCGUCGUCUUCGUGGCCACCAAGCACCAUGCGGAGUACCUCAAGGAGUUGCUGACAGCGCAGGGCGUGAACUGCACCCAUAUCUACAGCUCCCUGGACCAGGCAGCCCGGAAAAUCAACAUCGCCAAGUUCGUGCACGGCCAGUGCGCAGUGCUGAUUGUUACCGACGUGGCUGCCCGCGGCAUUGAUAUCCCCAUGCUGGACAAUGUCAUCAACUACAGCUUCCCUGCCAAGCCCAAGCUGUUCCUGCACCGUGUCGGCCGCGUGGCUCGCGCUGGCCGCAGUGGCACCGCCUACUCCCUGGUGGCAUCGGAUGAGACCCCAUAUGUCUUUGACUUGCACCUGUUCCUGGGGCGCCCGCUCACCCUCGCCAGCCCCCACGAGAAACCCUCAGACGGGGAUGGGGUGUUUGGCAGAGUCCCCCAGAGCGUCAUCGAUGACGAGGAGUGUCUGCUGUUCACUGACCACGAGAGCUCGCUGGAUCUGCAGAGCCUGCGCAAGGUGUCGGAGAACGCGCACAAGCAGUACCUGAAGUCCCGUCCUGGCCCCUCGCCCGAGUCUGUCAAGAGGGUGAAGGAGCUGGACUUCUCCCUGCUGGGCAUCCACCCGCUCUUCAGUUCUUGCUUUGGGGAGGAUGAGCUGGAGAGACUGAAGUUCGUGGACAACAUUAAAACCUACAGAUCCAAAGCAACCAUCUUUGAGAUCAACGCCACCAACAAGACCCUGGCCAGCGAUGUGAUGCGAGCCAAGCGGAGCCGUGACCGCAGCCUCAUUGACAAGUACCAGAGGGGGCAGCAGGAGAGACGGGCUGGGGCUGCGCUGGGGGGCCAGGACCCAGCAGUCCCUGCCCCUGAGGAGGAGGAAGCAAACCUCCAGGAAGUGUUCUCCGCCGUGGUGGGCAGGAAGCGGAAGCGGCACCAGGUGGGAGAGGGCCUCAGGAAGAAGCAGCGGCAUGAGGCACAGCGGGAUGAGGAGUUCUACAUUCCCUACCGGCCCAAGGACUUGGAGAGCGAGCGGGGGCUGAGCAUUGGCGGGGAGGGCAGUGCCUUUGAGCAGCAGGCUUCUGGCGCCAUGCUCGACCUCCUGGGAGACGAGACCCACAACAUGAGCAAGACCAAGCAGCUGCUCAAGUGGGACCGCAAGAAGAAGCGGUUCGUGGGGAAAACUGGCCAAGAGGACAAGAAGAAAAUCUGCACAGAGAGUGGCAGGUACAUCAGCGGCUCCUACAAGAACAAUCUCUAUGAGAAGUGGAAGAAGAAAUACAAAGUUGAGGAGUGGGACUCCGAGGAGGAGGCGGGGAGCGAGCCGAGAGGCGGGGCGCACCGCAGGGGCAGAGGAGGCAAGCGGCUGGCGCCCGCCCCCGGAAAACACGGCUCCCAGCAGGGCAGGGUGCACUCGGAGCUGAAGAACAAGCAGCAGAUCUUGAAGCAGAGGAAGCGGGUGGCCAAGCAGAACUUUCUGCAGAUGGGCGGCCUGAAGCGGCUGAAAGGCAAGAAGCGGCAGCGGGUGCAGGAGCUGCGCAGGACGGCGUUCGGCCGGGGUGCUGCCAAGAAGGGGAAAAUGAGGAAAAGGAUGUAAAGAAUGGAGCGUGGGAGGGCAGCAGGCCUGGUCUGAGCGAAGGGCUGAUUCCCAGUCAUCUCCCCUUGCUGGGGGUGAGCUGCCCCAUGCACACUCUGCCCUGGGCGGGUGCCAUUAAAGGACAUUGGUUGGUUUUCA